AUGGCAUACAAUACUGGUCGAGGCGGUGCUAGGGGAGGAGGCGGCAGAGGAGGAGGUAUUCGUGGAGUUCGUGGUGGAGGUGUCCAAAAACGCGGCGGUGGCGGCGACCGAGGACGUGGUGGCCGUGGCCGUGGUGGUGAUCGUGGACGUGGCGGUCGUGGUGGCGAUCGUGGACGUGGUGGCCGUGGCGGCGGACGUGGAUUAGGAUUUAAAGGAAAACCCGGAGCAAAGGGUGGAAAUAAAGUCAUAAUCGAGCCGCAUAGGCAUUUGGGCGUUUUUGUUGCAAGAGGUAAAGAGGACGCUCUUGUCACCAAAAAUCUUGUGAGUGGAGAAUCCGUUUACGGAGAAAAAAGAAUUUCAGUAGAAGGUGCAGAUGGUGUAAAGGUUGAAUAUCGAGUCUGGAAUCCAUUCCGAUCAAAAUUGGCCGCAGGAAUCUUGGGCGGUGUCGAUGAUAUUUAUAUUGCACCUGGAAAGAAAGUAUUAUAUCUCGGUGCGGCCUCUGGAACUACAGUGUCACACGUUGCCGAUAUUGUUGGUCCGGAAGGAAUAGUCUACGCCGUAGAAUUUUCUCAUCGAUCGGGACGUGAUCUGAUCAAUGUUGCAAAGAAACGUACAAAUGUGAUUCCAAUUAUCGAAGAUGCACGUCAUCCGCAAAAAUAUCGAAUGCUGAUUAACAUGGUUGACGUUAUUUUUGCUGAUGUAGCGCAGCCAGAUCAAGCGCGUAUUAUCGCAUUGAAUGCUCAUCAUUUUCUCAAAAAUAACGGAAAUAUUGUCAUAUCGAUUAAGGCGAAUUGUAUUGAUUCGACAGUGGAUGCAGAAACGGUUUUCGCGAGGGAGGUGAAAAAGCUACAAGCAGAAUAUAUAAAACCUUUAGAACAACUAUCCUUGGAACCUUACGAAAGGGAUCAUGCACUUGUAAUCGGCAGAUAUAUUAGAUCAAAGUAG
Messenger RNA from Acaulospora morrowiae, 945 nucleotides. Lineage: Eukaryota; Fungi; Glomeromycota; Glomeromycetes; Diversisporales; Acaulosporaceae. The record is from the annotation of a GenBank genome assembly.